Molecule: messenger RNA, 3760 nt
Organism: Ostrinia nubilalis (European corn borer)
Lineage: Eukaryota; Metazoa; Arthropoda; Insecta; Lepidoptera; Crambidae
Product: RNA polymerase II-associated protein 1
Exons: 1
Coding region: 72-3719 (1215 amino acids)
Biological process (GO): transcription by RNA polymerase II
Source: RefSeq, a predicted model, not a curated record
CAUAACCUGUUUGUUUCUGUUUCGCUUUACGAAUGGGAUUUUUAUAAAAAUAACAAUCCUUUACUCUGAAAAUGAUUAGAAGACCGAAACCAGGCGAAGAUGAAGAUGAUAUACUGCGUAUGCAGGAGGAGUUCCUUCGGGAAAAGAGUAAAAACCAAAAUCAUCAGCCGUCUGCUCAAUUCGUCAAUUUACGACGUACAGAGCCUACCAAAAGAGGUAGCACAAGUGAGACUGGCGAAAAAAAGCCCUCUAAGUAUGCUCAGUCUAAGGGAUUGAAAGGACAAGGCGAGAAGCGGGCAAGAUUCGACCAAAGCUCGAGCCCUUUGGGAGACAUUCUGGAGAAAAACAUUGACAAUCCACCCCCAAACAAAGAACUCGACGAUGAAGAUGAUAAAGUAUAUUUUCCAAAAGUAAUACCUUCCGUAUUGGGGGAUAUAGUUGAGAAAAAUGUGGAUACUUUAGCUGAUUUUGACUUCAAGCCAAUGCCAGCUCAGGGCUUCCCAGUUCCUACCAAAUGGGACCCAAGUGCCGCUCCAAAGACUGCAAGCGCCCCAAGCACUAGCAGUGUGAAGAAUACUGCAGAAUCUACUAUGGAAGUUGAUGAAAUAAACAUGAAUACUAGCACCAAGUCUUCCAAUUUGCCUGAAAAAAGCUACAUUGUAUCUUCAAAAGAUGCAGAUGAUAUUCACAAUGAAAAUGUUAAAGUUCUAAGUAAAAUGUCAGAGAAAGAAAUAUUGGAGGAGCAACAAAAGUUACUGUCUACUUUAGACCCUAAAUUAAUUGAAUACCUGAAAGCCAAGCGAAACCAAUCUUCGGCACAGGGGCAACCUGACCUUCCUAGCACAUCACAGAAGCAAGAAAGUAAGGUAAUGCCUACUAUGAUUCCAAAUAAAGUCGAAAGAAUGGAUGAAUCAGACUCAGACAAUGAAGUUGAGAAUGAUGCCUUGUGGGAAAAUGAUAUUCUGUCUCAUCCAAGUGUCAACAAAUGGCUUCAUUUUGAUUCACUAGAAAAAGACAAAUUAGAGUGGAUGAAAGGUAUCAAAGAAAGCAAAAAAGUCAAGCCUGAUGAGCCUUACGAAGCAAGAUUUGAUUUCAAAGGGUACUUGUUGCCUUACACAAUGGAAUACACUGAAGAAAACAAAACCCUAUUUCAUCACGGAGAAGAACCACAUAGACCUGGAUAUACUUUGUCUGAAUUGAUUGAACUCUCAAGGUCUGCUGUCACCCAGCAAAGAGUAAUGGCCCUCAACACAUUGGCAGGCCUACUAGAAUACUAUAAUGUGGGAACAUACAAAGAUAUUAUAGAGAUUCCACUGAGCAAAAUAUUCUUCAUCAUCAGAUUUGCUAUGGAUGAGAACAAGCCUAUAAUUUUAGAACCAGCUCUAAAAGCCAUGAGAAACUUAAUCUGCAACAGGGUUGAUGAAGCAUGUCUUGAUGCCUUGAUAGGAUUUGAAGAAGGCACCCAACAGCCAAGCUUGGAAAAUGACAAAUCAGAAAUAGUUGAACUAGAAUCAAAGGAAUCCGAAUUUAAUGACUUUCACCUAGCUGAAAUAGACAUCAUUACUGCUCUUGUAAGGACUGAUAUAUUGCAAAGGAUUUACUACAUUCUGGAAACUAUCAGGCCCAGUUUUAACUGUGUGCAGUACUGCCUACAAAUUCUUACAAGACUAGCUAGAGAUUCUGUCCAAACAUCUGAUACUAUCAUCAAAACUGAACAUUUGAUGAACACCAUCACUAAACAAUUUGUUCCUGCAACAAGCAUUAAUUUUGUAUUUGAGCCACAAAUAGUUUACAAUGGGAAACCCAUUUUAGCUGCAUUGAAAUUUUUGAGAGUUUUGUCUCUACAGUCCCGCGAGAUUGGUGAAGCCCUAACAACGAAAUAUGACAUUCUGAGACCAAUAUCUGAAUAUAUCAGCUCUGGUGUAGAUGGCACAUAUGGCUUGAGAAUCCAGAUUGAAGCAUUUUGCAUUCUCACCAACUUACUACAGUACAAUGUUGGCUUAGAAUCUGCCACAUCAUUGUUUCCAGUAAUAAUCACAGCAUUGUACAAACACAUUCAUGGAACUGACGUCUUUGCUACUUCCUCACUAAUAUCAGCCACUCAUGCAGCAGCUGUAACCCAAUUUAUAAAUAUUUUCUUAAAUUGUCACAUGCUCUUAAACUUGACCAAACAUAAGCACCAAAUAUAUCCCUUACUGAAAGAGGGUGUUCAGAAAUGGGUUACACAGUUGGCAACUUCUGACAUUUACACUUGUGGGCAUUUGAGACUGGUUUGCUCAACAUUAGACUGCUGCAAAACAGUGAUGUUGACUGAAAAUAUACCCAUGAAACUGCUAAUUAAUUUACUGAAAGACCUUGCUUCUUCCAAGGGUUUUAAAUUGGUCUUGAAGAAUUUAAUUAGAUCUUCUAAUUUGCUAUCAGGCAUAGAAAAUAAGGAUUUACACAUGACAAAGAAUUUGAAGAAUCUUGGCUCAUCAACUAUUGAUAGAGUCCAAAAGGUUUUACCUGUGUUGAGUACCAUUUCACCAUUGCCAUUUUUGAGUUCUCUUUUCAAAGUGCUGAGUCUCAUUGAAGACAAAUCUGUAAAGAAUCUGUUCAUAGAACAUUUAACUGAGUAUCUUGGAAGCAUGGCAAGUAAAAUGCCAAGUUUGUGUGAUAACUGGUUCACUAGAAUAGAAACAGAAUUUUUAUUCUAUGUUGUGAAAGUGGCCAUACAGAAUGAUAUCCCAGAAGCAAAUAAGGACCUAAUUUAUACAGUAGCAAGUAAACUUUGCUAUAUUUUAAGAAUCGAUAAGAAGUUUGAGCUGCAGUACUUAUUUAGAAAUGUUGUGUUUAACAAACACUGGUUCACAGCUGAAAGAUUGAUGAACCUUGUUUCAUUGUCAGAUUCAGAUGGGUUUUCAAGAUCUUUGAAAUCGGUUGACGACAUUAGAAUUUGCUACAGUAAAGUUAUAAAUUUGAAUUAUGUGGACACAGGGCCCAACAUUGUACUGAUAAAAUGGCAGGAGCCAAUACUGCCAAGGGAUUGGAUCUAUUUGCCGAUACUUAUGCUGUAUAGUAAAAGCCAAGUGGUUGAUACGGCGCCAAAAGUUUUUGGGGAGAACGCACGGAGAGCGGCUUUGCAGGCGAUCGCUCAAAAGGAGUUGAUCAUAUGCUGCAGCCUGGAGUGGAUCCUCUUCAACGAGCUUUGUUUCUCAGACCUUCUCAAAGACAUUGAUGUCACUGACAGAUUCUGCCGAAUCAUGUGCGUCUACCUCUGCGAUAGCUCAUUGUUUCUUGACGCCAGAAUUAAAGUUCUGUUGCGUAAAUGUACGCAGAUUCUUUUUAAACAGAAGGCUUCAUUUAACUUCGACAAAGAGCUUAUGGGACUAAGUAAUUUCCAAGAUUUUUACACGCAAUUCUUGGAGCAGUUCCAGUCAGUAAGCUACGGGGAUGCUACGUUCGCUGCGUGCGUAUUAGUGCCCCUGGCUCAAAAACAUAAUGUGAAGUGGCGGAAACUGUUAUGGUCAGAAUACGCUGGAUGCCUGAGAGCCUUGGAUUGUCCCGAGGAUAUGCUUUGCUACGAGAUGAAGGAUUACUUGUAUCCAGAGGAAACAGACAUGUCGCUCAUCAAAUCAUAUUUCCAAGCGCUGUCCGGCAGCCUCCUAAGGCCCGGAACUAUAGCGUAUAGAAUAGCGCAACAUCAUGUCGAGUCAUAUAAAAAUCGAUCAAAUGUUUAAAAUUAGUUUUAAGAGCAAAAUAAAUAACACUGAAAAUUAAA